CCUUACAUGUUCCAAUUCAGUAGUAGAUAUUUUGAUAAUCUGUAUUGGAUACUGCUCAAAUUUUAUUGCUUCUUAUCUGUCAGUCAUGGGCAAUAACUCUGCAAAACUGGCAACUUCUGUUCAUGACUUCAGUGUCAAGGAUAUCAGGGGUAAUGAUGUGAGUCUCAGCACUUACAAGGGCAAAGUUUUACUCAUAGUGAAUGUUGCAUCUCAGUGUGGGUUGACUACCUCUAACUAUCAGGAGAUGACUGAACUGUAUAACAAGUUCAAGGAACAAGGGUUUGAAAUUUUGGCCUUCCCAUGUAAUCAGUUUGCUGCACAAGAACCAGGUAGUAACGAAGAGAUUGCAGAAAUUGCAUGCACUCGCUUUAAGGCCAACUUUCCUAUAUUUGAUAAGGUCGAUGUGAAUGGUGAUGAUGCAGCACCUGUCUACAAGUUCUUAAAAUCAACCAGAGGUGGUAUUUUUGAAGAGGACAUAAAAUGGAACUUCUCCAAGUUUUUGAUUGAUAAAGAUGGAAAUUUAUUUGAUAGAUAUGCGCCAACUAUUUCUCCAUUGAAUAUUGAGAAAGACAUCAAGAAGCUGUUGGGAGUUGAUUAAUGGUGCUGGGAUAUAAUAUUAAAAUCUUUUUGAUGAAAUCACUGUUGAGAUAAAAAAGUGGCAUUGAUUCACUGAGAUGUAAUUCAGGUGCAGGCAUUUGUUGAAGUUGAUUAGGUGCAUAAUGUUGAAAAACCCAUUAUAAUUGAAUCUAAUAACAUUUUUAUGGUUUGA
Molecule: messenger RNA, 769 nt
Organism: Cryptomeria japonica (Japanese cedar)
Lineage: Eukaryota; Viridiplantae; Streptophyta; Pinopsida; Cupressales; Cupressaceae
Product: probable phospholipid hydroperoxide glutathione peroxidase
Exons: 6
Coding region: 86-598 (170 amino acids)
Biological process (GO): response to oxidative stress
Molecular function (GO): glutathione peroxidase activity
Source: RefSeq, a predicted model, not a curated record